This is a messenger RNA of Aureobasidium namibiae CBS 147.97, 1614 nucleotides long. RefSeq names its product MFS general substrate transporter. The transcript is spliced from 3 exons. Lineage: Eukaryota; Fungi; Ascomycota; Dothideomycetes; Dothideales; Saccotheciaceae. The record is from RefSeq and is a predicted model, not a curated record. Gene Ontology annotation, biological process: transmembrane transport. Gene Ontology annotation, molecular function: transmembrane transporter activity. Bases 1 to 1614 code for a protein of 537 amino acids.
AUGGAGCAGGCAAUUGAAAGAGAAGAUCCCUCAGAGAUCGAAAAGAAGAUCGACUCGGAAAGAUCAUCAACCUCUGGACGCACUCGCUCGGAAAUCGAAAACAUCAAUUCAAGACUCUGGCUCUCGGAAGAUGAAGCCUACCACCAUGCAAAAGCACACCCAGACGAAACUAGAGAGAUCUUCAUCACUUUUGGGCCAAAUGACAGGGACAAUCCUCGUAACUGGAGCAAAGCGCAAAAAUGGUACAUCACUUGCUUUGCGAGCUCGUUGAAUGUCUUGUCUUGUCUAUGCGCUGGUGGCUAUUCAUCUGGCGUUGGGCAGCUUGUUGAGGAGUUUGGUGUUUCUGAUGAAGUGGGAACUGUUGGACUUUCCAUGUAUAUUCUGGGCUUUGCGAUUGGUCCCAUGCUUCUCGCACCGCUCUCCGAGUACUUCGGUAGAAACCCUGUCUACUUUUGCUCGUGGUUCGUCCUCUUUAUCUUCCAGCUUCCUCUGGCUCUGGCACCCAAUAUUGCUACCGUCAUCGUAUGUCGAUUGAUCCAAGGAUUUGGCGGCUCGGCACCAUUGACCAACACUGGCGGUACCGUGUCAGAUGUCUGGGAGAGAAAUGCUAGCGGGCCAGCUAUGUCCAUCUACGGUCUUUCUUCGACAUUCGGACCACCCAUGGCACUCGUCAUCUCUGGAUACAUUGCACAAGAAAAAGGCUGGCGCUGGUUGUUCUGGGUGUACAUGGCCAUCUUUGGCGGCGUUUGGCUCAUCAUGAUGGCCACUCUGCCCGAAACUCGUCACAGCACCAUUCUAGAGAGAAAGGCCUCUCGCGUGCGCAAAGCACUGAAGAAAGAAGGACUCGACAAUUCUGCUAAACGUGUGUUUGAUGCACAUGCAGACGAGUCGAAAAGUCUACAUACCUUGUUCGCCAUCACACUGACCCGACCAUUCCGCUUCUUGUUCACCGAACCCAUCACUAUUGGUGCUGCUGCAUAUAAUGGAUUCAUCUACGGCUUGGUCUACCUCUUCAACGAAGCCUUCCCUCUGGUAUUUGGCAAGAACCAUGGCUUCAAUGUCGGUGAACAGGGUCUUUGUUUCCUGGGUCUGGCCAUGGGAAGUGUAGUCGGCGUUGCCAUUUACCCUCUCCAAGAACGCUAUUACCUCAAGAAAGUGGCCAACAACGAUGGCAAAGGUGUUCCUGAAGCUAGAAUCUGGUUGGCCAGAUUUGGCGCUUUCUUGCUUCCCAUCAGUCUGUUUUGGUUCGCGUGGACAUCCUUCCCCAGCGUCCACUGGAUCGUCCCCAUCAUCGCCUCCGGCUUCUUUGGCCUAGGCAUCUACAUUGUCAUUCUCUCCAUCCUCAACUACGUCGUCGACUCCUACCAAACCUACUCUGCAUCCGCGCUCGCCGGAGUGAUUCUCAUUCGCAAUCUUGUAGGAGCUGGCUUCCCUCUGUUCGCAAACCAGAUGUAUAACAAGUUGGGGUAUGAGUGGGCGAGUAGUUUGUUGGCGUUUUUGAGUAUCAUCAUGAUACCUAUUCCGUGGUUGUGGUUUUAUUAUGGCGAGAAGUUGAGGUUGAAGAGUCCGUAUGCUAGGGAGCAUUUUGCGCAGGAUGAGGAUGCGCCGCAUUGA